AUGCCAGAUACAGACGUAUACUCUCUAACAGGGAGGGCUCCCGGAGCCUACCCAAUUGGUAGCGAGAGCCAGGCGCCGACUCUUUCGUCAUUCGUGCUACGGGGGGAAGAGCGGGUCAGCAAGUCCGGAAGGUGGGGGGACUGCAGAUUGUGUCAAAGUGUCACCCUGGAUGAAGUUGACGGAGGGUAUAGGCACGGCUGCCUCGCGACUGCGCCCUCCAGAAAGGUUAGCGGAGGUGGUGCAGUUGCAGUAGCAGCUUGCCUAUCGCGAAUCGAUGUGUCGCGUAUGCCUUGGGAUGAGGUUGCCUGA
Molecule: messenger RNA, 309 nt
Organism: Acanthoscelides obtectus
Lineage: Eukaryota; Metazoa; Arthropoda; Insecta; Coleoptera; Chrysomelidae
Source: the annotation of a GenBank genome assembly